Molecule: messenger RNA, 1659 nt
Organism: Ricinus communis (castor bean)
Lineage: Eukaryota; Viridiplantae; Streptophyta; Magnoliopsida; Malpighiales; Euphorbiaceae
Product: mitochondrial intermembrane space import and assembly protein 40 homolog
Exons: 5
Coding region: 979-1254 (91 amino acids)
Biological process (GO): protein import into mitochondrial intermembrane space
Cellular component (GO): mitochondrial intermembrane space
Molecular function (GO): protein-disulfide reductase activity
Source: RefSeq, a predicted model, not a curated record
GUAACAGGAGUGAUUUACAGAACAUUGUAAACGCUUUUAAUAAUUUUGUCCAGAGUAGCUAGAAAUGCAGACUGCUUACUUAGGCGACAGAAUGCUGAUAGCAGACAUGUUUAGCUUGAGAAGUUGAUGCGUAAUAUUGUUUAGCUUGAAGCAUAGCCAGAAAUGGCUACUUAAUAGUUAAUACCAGUUAGUUUGAUGUCCAAGGACAGAUCGAGGGGGGCAAUAGAACAGGAGCAAUGCUUUUGAUCAUGGAAGAUUUGAGAAAGAAGAGGCAGUUCGAUUGGGAUUAUUGUAGUAAUGUUUGCUUGGAUUUGAACACAAUCGAAUGAAGGCAUUGGCAUUGUGUGGUUGGAUUUGAACACAAUCAAAUCAAGGCAUAGGCAUUGUGUGUUCAAGGAUUGCAAUAAUUUUCAACUAUUAUUAGUAGUUAGGUGUGAUUUAUAAAAGGGAACUUAUUGCAGUUUGUGUAUACUUUGAGACUACGCCAACCCAAUACAAUUCCAAAGUGCCGCCCCGGAAUUGAUUUAUUAUUAAUUCACGCAAGCAAAUUAACUCGGGAAAAAUCACAAAACUCGUUAAUAUAAGACUCGGUGGUGACAAACUAAUUAGUAUUUGGUUCCAGCAUAGCACACUAUUAUUAUUAUUAUCCCCCUAUCCAUUGCCAAAAGAAGAGCAAACUUUCAUAAUCAUCAUCACGGAAGGGUAUAUUUGGAGAAAAAAAUAGCAAAGCCAAGCAGAAGAAGAAGAAGAAAGAGAGGGAUGUCAGGUGUAAUUUCGGGAAAUGAUGAAGGGCAGAUGGAGAAAGUGCCACCGUUCCCCGUUUGUAUAUAAAUUAAAAAUGAUAUGAUAUGAGAAGAAAACCAGAUAUUAUAUUAUCAAUUGCAAAAACUAUAAGGAAACAAGAAUCCCCAUUUCUCUCAUUGGAUUUCUAUUUCCCUAUUUGGGGCUUCUCUCUGUCUCUCUCUCUAUCUCUGGGUAAUGCUAUCUGAAUUAGAAAAAAGAAAAAGAAAGAUGGGUCAAGCUCAGAGCGAAGUGGCGGCAGUAGAUCAAACUCAGAACCACCAAUCGUCGCCCGCUACUUCUGUGGAAUCUCUUAUUGCAGAAGCUGCAGCUUAUGGCAAUGAUGAGAAUGAGUCUCUUGAUGCGAAGGCUCAGAAAGCAUUAGAAUGCCCAUGCAUUGCUGACUUACGCAAAGGCUCAUGUGGGAUCCAGUUUUCAGAAGCUUUCGUUUGUUUCCUCAAAAGUACGGGCUGAAGAGAAGGGUUCAGACUGCGUGCAUCCGUUUGUGGCCCUGCAGGAUUGUCUAAAAGCUAACCCGGAGGCAUUUUCAAACGAUAUUUUAGAACAGGAAGUGGAAAAAGAGGAAGUAGAAGCUAAAGACUACAAAAUGUUCCCUCCAGCAUGGUCUCAGGCGCAUUAAGGUGUGAUUUUGGCUAGCUGAUAAUGUUGACAUAUAAAGAAAUGAAGAUUGUCGGAGAAUCAUUUUGACAUGGUUUAGUUAUUAGAAAACUAGGAAGGGUUGUUUGGGCAAGCAAACAGAAUUUGAGAGACUUGAGUUUUGAGUAUGAAAGCAGGUUCAAUCAAAGAGAUGUAGUUUAAACAUCUUAUUUGCAUUUUAUAAAUCAGAUAUUAGCUCUCCGUGGUGGGGGAGCUGUAACA